Molecule: messenger RNA, 414 nt
Organism: Stegostoma tigrinum
Lineage: Eukaryota; Metazoa; Chordata; Chondrichthyes; Orectolobiformes; Stegostomatidae
Product: late histone H2A.2.2-like
Exons: 1
Coding region: 22-414 (130 amino acids)
Cellular component (GO): nucleosome
Molecular function (GO): DNA binding; protein heterodimerization activity; structural constituent of chromatin
Source: RefSeq, a predicted model, not a curated record
AGUGUUUGUGAGUUUGUGGCGAUGUCUGGGAGAGGAAAGGGCGGUGGCGGGAAAGUUCGGUCGAAGGCGAAGUCCCGGUCAUCCCGGGCUGGGCUGCAGUUCCCGGUGGGCCGUGUUCACAGGCUCCUGAGAAAGGGUAACUAUGCUGAGCGUGUGGGUGCCGGAGCGCCGGUCUAUCUGGCUGCGGUGCUCGAGUACCUGACGGCUGAAAUCCUCGAGCUGGCCGGGAACGCGGCCCGGGACAACAAGAAGACCCGCAUCAUCCCCAGGCACCUCCAGCUGGCCGUGCGCAACGACGAGGAGCUCAACAAGCUGCUGGGAGGGGUGACUAUCGCUCAGGGUGGGGUGCUGCCUAAUAUCCAGGCCGUGCUGCUGCCCAAGAAAACCUCCGCUGCGGGCGCCACUAAAAAGUGA